AUUUCCUAGUUUUAUAGCUCUACCAAACAAUGCCUCGCCGGGAAAUUUACUGUGUUUCAUUUGGUUGUGCGCCAGAUGUGCCUAUCCAAUUGGUUAGCCCUGCUGACUUUACUUUAAAACUAACCUCCCCUAGCGCACAGCGCAGUGCAUUUUCUAGUAUAAUCCGACUCAAAUGGCAUUAUAAUUUCUUCCCCUCUGUUCUUCUCUCUUGUGUGUGUUUCUGUUUGUGUAUAUCUAUCUUUAUUACGAGCUGAAUUGAAGAGUAUCUUCCGCUCUGACACAGUCAUCCAUGGCAGAAGGCGGAUCGUUCGAUCUAGGGCACCGGUUGGAUAUUAAGCAUAUACUAUCAGAGGCCAAGCAUCGGUGGCUGAGACCUGCUGAAGUUUGUGAAGUUCUCAGGAACCAAGAGAAGUUUCAUAUCUCCGCCGAGGCUCCAAAUAAACCAGUUAGUGGUUCCGUGUUUCUCUUUGAUCGUAAGGUGUUGAGGUACUUCCGGAAGGAUGGACAUAAUUGGAGAAAGAAGAAGGAUGGGAAGACUGUUAAGGAGGCCCAUGAGAAACUGAAGGCAAGUAUGAAUGGCAUAGUCGGAAGUGUUGAUAUGCUGAAUUGUUAUUAUGCCCAUGGGGAAGAUAACGAAAAUUUUCAAAGACGCAGCUACUGGUUGCUUGAGCAGGAUCUCAUGCACAUUGUAUUUGUCCACUACAUGGAAGUCAAGGGCAAUAAGACAAACAUUAGUUGCGUCAGUAACAGUGUUGGAGCUGUAUCAAAAUCUGAAAAUGGCAGGUCGUUAUCGUCCAGUUUUCGUGGAACAAGCCCAACCAGCACCUUAUCAUCAACAUGUGAUGAUGCUGAGUCUGGGGGUUAUCACCAAGCACAUUCCAGGCUUAAUUCUUAUCCAGAGUCUCCACUGACUGAAGAUAGUCAUUCUACCCAGUCAAGCUCUUGUACUCAGCUUUUUAGUCCAGGAGAGGCUGCUUAUAAACAGGGAUCUGGGUGUUUUCUGCCUGUCCGUGCCAAAUGCCAGACACCAAACAAUGAGGCAAGGCCAUUUUACACAUACCCUGAGCAGGAAGAGCAGUCAUUGGAAAGAAACAUUCAGAUGUUCCCUUCCAAUGAAGAAACUGACAUUGCCACGAACCCAAAUCUGGAGAAUGGUAUGACAACCAUUGGAAAUGGAAACUACUCUCUCAUCAUGAAAAAGCCUCUGGGUAGCUUGCGUACAGAUGAAACCUUGAAGAAAGUGGACAGCUUCUCCAGUUGGAUUGCUAAUGAACUUGGAGAAGUUGAUGAAUUAGACAUGCAACCAAGUGAUGCAAUUUUAUGGAAUACUAUGGGAAGUGAGUAUGAACACAAUAUGGCAGCUCAACUGCACAUGGACACACACAUGCUGAACCCUUCUAUAUCCUUGGAUCAAAUUUUUAGUAUUAGUGAUUUUUUGCCAAACUGGGCUUAUUCAAAUCUGGAGACCAAGGUCCUUAUCUCUGGCAUAUUCCUCAAGAGUGAGCAAGAGCUGGCUAAAUACAGAUGGUCAGUUAUGUUUGGAGAAGUGGAGGUUCCCGCUGAGGUUUUGAUGGAUGGAAUUCUUAGUUGCUGUGCUCCACGGCACAUUCCUGGAGUUGUCCCUUUCUAUGUUACUUGUUCCAACAGGUUGGCUUGCAGCGAGCUAAGAGAAUUUGAAUAUAGGUCUGGGCCGGAGAAAAAUAUCAGUUCUCUUGAUGUAAAUGGAUAUAUUGGAAUUCUAAUGCAUCUAUAUCAAAGAUUUGAGAUGAUAUUGUGUCUGGAACCAGUUGGAAGCCCUCUAUCUGCUAGGAAUGACUUUGAAAAACAAAGUGUGAUCAAUAAAAUUGUUUCCUUAAUAGAGGAGGACAAUAGCCAGGAUGCAAAACUGGCUUCAGAAAGUAACACAUUAUGUGGAAAGGUGAUCGGAGAGCAACUUCUGCAAAAGCAGCUGAAAGAGAAAUUUUACUCUUGGCUUCUCCUCGGAGUGACUUCAGAUGGGAAGGGCCUUAUGAUUAUCGACAAAUGGGGUCAAAGUGUGUUGCACUUGGCUGCUGCUCUUGGUUUUAAUUGGGCUUUCCAGCCAAUUAUAGAAUCGGGAGUUAGUAUAGAUUUUCGUGAUGUGAAUGGUUGGACUGCGCUUCAUUGGGCUGCAUUUUAUGGAAGAGAGGAAACAGUUGCUGUGCUUGUUUCUCUUGGUGCAGCCCCUGGAGCACUUACAGAUCCAUCAACUGAAUAUCCACAAGGCAGGACUCCUUCAGACCUCUCGUAUUCCAGUGGGCACAAGGGCAUUUCUGGUUUCCUGGGAGAGACUUUCCUUACCACCCAUCUAUCCACUCUUACAUUGAACGAUGGUGAUACCACAGAAGAGUCUGGACUAGAAGCAAUACAGACAGUCACAGCACGUUUAGCUGUACCUACAACUGGAGAGGAUGUGCCAGAAACUCUCUCACUGAAGGACUCGAUAGCUGCAGUCUGUAAUGCCACACAAGCAGCAGCACGCAUUCACCAGAUUUUUCGCAUUCAGUCGUUUCAGAGGAAGCAGCUUCUUAUCGAACAGGAAUCUGGCGAAUGGCUGGAUUCGGAUAAGCAAGCUAUUUCGCUUCUUGCUGCUAAAACAUCCAGAUUGGGCCAAUCAGGCGGUACUGCGAAUGCUGCCGCCUUAAGCAUUCAGAAAAAGUAUCGAGGUUGGAAAAGGCGGAAGGAAUUUCUGCUGAUCCGACAAAAGAUUGUCAAAAUUCAGGCUCAUGUAAGAGGUCACCAGGCUCGAAAGAAGUAUAAGCCUAUUAUCUGGUCAGUGGGAAUACUGGAGAAGGUGAUUUUGCGCUGGAGACGUAAAGGCACUGGGCUUCGUGGAUUUCGACCAGAUGGAAUCCAAAAAGAGCCGAACGAGGGGAACAGCUUGCCGCCACCUGAAGAUGAUUAUGACUAUCUGAAGGAAGGAAGAAAACAAAGUGAACAAAGGAUGCAGAAAGCACUUGCCCGAGUGAAGUCCAUGGCUCAAUAUCCUGAAGCAAGAGCUCAGUACCGUAGGCUGUUAACUGCUGGUGAAGUCUUCCGUGAAAGUAAGGAUGCUUCAGAUGGGAUCCCAGAUAACAUGGAGGACUUGAUGUACCCUGGAGAUGACCUGAUUGAUAUUUCGAGUCUAUUGGACGAUGAUACUUUUAUGCCCCUGGCUUUUUAAAGAGCAUCCAAAGACCAUCAUCUUUUUAGCCCAAGGUCUAGCUAGCAGUUACUACUGAUUAUGCACAGUAAAUAACUAGAAAAAAUAGUUUGUCGUUCUUCUGUUCUGUAUGUAUAUAUUUUGUGCGUGCACAAUGUUAUAAUAUGACUAAGGACUCGAUAGAGUGUUAUAUGAUAAUAUUCACAGUUUAUUUUUUUCAUUUGGAUUGCCUCAAUAUCAUUUAGCUUGUGAAUGGCCAUUUUUUGACACGUGGUUGUGAGAAUGAAUCCGUAGGAAAGGGAUAUUGAUUUGAAGCUGAAGAGGCUUAAGUAAU
Molecule: messenger RNA, 3494 nt
Organism: Striga asiatica
Lineage: Eukaryota; Viridiplantae; Streptophyta; Magnoliopsida; Lamiales; Orobanchaceae
Source: the annotation of a GenBank genome assembly